Molecule: messenger RNA, 5307 nt
Organism: Daucus carota subsp. sativus
Lineage: Eukaryota; Viridiplantae; Streptophyta; Magnoliopsida; Apiales; Apiaceae
Product: protein GFS12
Exons: 16
Coding region: 70-5118 (1682 amino acids)
Biological process (GO): protein phosphorylation
Molecular function (GO): ATP binding; protein binding; protein kinase activity
Source: RefSeq, a predicted model, not a curated record
AUUACGAGGGGCUUUUUCCGGAAAACGAGAGUCGACAAAUAGUGAAAGUAGCUUAGAAGAGAAACAACUAUGAGAAGUGAAGUUGGAGCAGAAGACAGGAGAUCAAGACACAGAGAGAUGAAGAAUGAAAUGUGUUUCUCGUGUCUUCAAAAUCGAAUUCACUCAGAUUUCUCGGACAAAGUCAUGUUUAAUUACGCUCUCUCUACUUCUCCCCUACCUUUUGCCACUACUGCUGUUGUUCAGUUAGCAGAUAGUGGUGAGGACGUUUCACCUCAAUUUACAUUGGUUUACAUUCCGAAAAGUGACAGCGCUUGUCUUGUCAAGUACAUUAACGUGCAAAUUGGAGAAACUCUUGAUGGUGAUCGCAAAGAUAAGAAAAACCACAGAAACUUAUCAAUAAUGAAUCAAGACAAAGCAGCGUUUGGUAUUGAAAGGUCCGAAUUAGAAGUUAAAUCCCAUGAAUCUCAAUGUUUCUUAAAUGGUGGAGGGAAAACAUCCUUUGGGUGGUUAGGCUGUGACACUUCCACCUGUAACUUUUCAGGUAGAUUUUCUUGUUUAAGAACAAUUACUGCCUUGGCUCCAGUUUCUCAGAUCGGCAUCACUUCUUAUCCUAUGUUCAAACAGCUUGCUUUGAAGUUCUUAUCUGGGGAGCUAGAAGAUGACAUUCUGUGUUCCCUUAGUGUCCUAAUAGAAGGAAAAGCAACUGGACGAGACAGCGUAAAUUUUCUUAAUCUAGUUGGGGUACCAUCAUUCGAUGAGAAUAUCUCUCCCGGUUGUGUGAGGCAUCCAAACAUAGUUCCCAUUCUGGGAAUGCUAACAUCUGCCGAUCAUGUUAAUCUUGUGCUUCCAAAAGCACCGUAUACUUUGGAGAAUAUUCUCCACUACAAUCCCGGUGCCUUGAAAUCUGACUGGCAUAUUAGAUUUUUAAUCUACCAGUUACUUUCUGCCGUUAGUCACCUGCAUAGUUUAGGGAUUACCCACGGUAGCUUGUGUCCAUCCAAUGUACUGUUAAAUGAUAUGUGCUGGUUAUGGUUGCAUGUUAGUUAUGCCCAGCGGUUCCACUUUAAUAUAGAGUCUAAAAGCGAAGAAAGCUCCACUUUCCCCCCUUUAGAAAUAGGUUGCUGUACUGAGAGAUGCCAUUCACAGGAACUGUAUGCUGAUUUGAAGCUAUCACCAUCUAUAGACUGGCAGUCUAGUUUUAGUAGUUGGUGGACAGGAGAAUUGAGUAAUUUUGAGUAUCUCCUCGUCUUAAACAAGUUGGCUGGAAGAAGGUGGGGUGAUCACACGUUUCACACUGUUAUGCCUUGGGUUAUAGAUUUUAGUGCAAAACCAGAUGAAAAUUGUGAUGUGGGUUGGCGAGAUUUAAGGAAAAGCAAGUGGCGUCUCGCAAAAGGUGAUGAGCAGUUGGACUUUACAUACCUAACGUCUGAAAUUCCUCAUCAUGUAUCUGAUGAAUGUCUCUCUGAAUUGGCCGUCUGCAGUUACAAGGCAAGGAGGUUGCCUUUAAGUGUUUUGCGAAUGGCUGUUCGCUCAGUAUAUGAACCAAAUGAAUAUCCUUCUACAAUGCAAAGACUUUUCCAAUGGACCCCUGAUGAAUGCAUUCCAGAAUUUUACUAUGAUCCUCUAAUAUUUAAAUCUCUACAUUCAGGCAUGUCUGAUUUGGCAGUACCAUCAUGGUCAGGUACAGCUGAGGAGUUUAUCAAUUUGCAUAGAGGUGCUUUAGAAAGUGAGAGAGUUUCUGGUGAAAUUCAUCAUUGGAUUGAUACCACUUUUGGCUACAAAAUGUCGGGUGAGCCUGCAGUUGCUGCUAAAAAUGUCAUGUUGCCUGCAUCAACGUCCACAACCCUAAGAUCAGUGGGGCGGCGGCAGCUCUUUACUCAGCCGCAUCCUGCUCGUCAAUGUGGUGCCAGAAGAUAUCAUAAAAGUCUCAAUGAGUCAUGUUUGCAUGGGCUCAAGGCAAGCGAAGGGUUAGGUGAGAAACUUAUUAUUAAAACUUCAUGUUUACAAGAUUUAGAAGAAAUGGAUUCAUUUUCUGAACAUGCAAGGCAUUUGAGUCCUAUAUAUACUUUCCAGCCGAGGCAUCAUGUUAACAAUGAUCUUUCAGUAGAAGAACUACAAGCAGAGAGUUCAGGCAUGCAUAUAUUGAAGGAAGCUGAUGCUUUCAACAUGUAUAGGACACCGACAAUCAUUGAUUCAAAUUAUCUUCUUGAAAGUGUUGAAGUGGAUAAUGACUGUUUUCUGGGAUAUCAAGAGCUAUUGCUAUGGAAGCAAAAUUCAUCUUCUUCAGAAUUUAUGCCCAAAGUUGGUAAAUUAGAUAUUUUUUCAAUUGGAUGCAUAUUAGCAGAAAUUUACCUGGGGAAGCCUCUUUUCGAUCCAAAGUCAUUGGAAGCCUACUUAAAGACUGGUAUCUUGCCUAAAUUGAUGAAGGGGCUUCCCCCUCAUGCUGAAGUGGUUGUUGAAGCCUGCAUUCAGAAGGAACAGUGGAGGCGGCCUUCUGCCAAGUCUCUUUUGGAAUCCCCAUACUUCCCAGCAACAGUGAGCUCUGUGUACAUAUUUCUAGCUCCUCUUCAACAUCUAUCAACCAUUGGAUCCCGUAUCCGUUAUGCUGCGACUUUUGCAAAACAAGGAGCCCUGAAGGCAAUGGGAGCGUUUGCAGCCGAAAUGUGUGCACCUCAUUGCCUAGUACUUAUAGCAGCAUCCUUAACAGAUUCAGAAGGGGAGUGGGCUUUUAUACUAUUAAAAGAAUUUUUGAGGUGUCUGGAUCCACUUGCAGCAGGGACACUCAUUGUGCCUGCCAUCCAGAAGAUUCUUCAGGCUGCAGGUUAUUCACAUUUAAAGGUUUCUAUACUGCAAGACUCAUUUGUGCAGGAAUUAUGGAAAAGCAUUGGUAAACAGAAAUAUCUGGAGAAGUUACAUCCUAUGGUUCUAUCGAAUUUGUAUGGUGUACUUAAUAAGAGUACUGCUGCCGCGGCCUCUGUGCUGCUGGUUGGCUCUAGUGAAGAGCUUGGUGUCCCAAUUACAAUUCAUCAGACAAUAUUACCUCUGAUUCAGUAUUAUGGGAAGGGUCUCUGCAGUGAUGGAAUUGACGUUGUGAUUAGAAUAGGUGUUCUUUUUGGGGAAAAUUUUGUUGUCAAUCAAGUAUUACCUGUACUUCGAAGCAUUGCUAGCUCAUGUAUUGACGCGUCUCGUGUUAAUAAGCCUGAACCACUGCAGAGCUGGGGUACAUUAGCCCUUUUGGACUGCUUAAUGACAUUAGAUGGCCUUGUGGUAAUUUUGAAGGAGGAGGUGGUUGUAAAGGAGUUGAUUGAAGAGGGAAAUUGUAUCUAUGUACAGGUGCUCAUGCAAUCCACCACAGGAAUCCCAGUGCUCCAGGCUGCUGCAAGAAGUUUAAUUGCAGUUUGUCAUCAAAUAGGACCUAAUUUAACAGCAUUGCAAGUCCUGCCCAAACUCAAAGAUCUUUUCAGUGAACUUGCAUUCUCUCAGGAAGCUUCGGCUAGUUCUGCCUCUUCCGGUGGAAGGGUGAAGGAUUGCAAGAAAAAAACUGACGAGGUUCCAAUUGACAGUCGUAUGGACCUUGUGUUGCUUCUUUAUCCUCCUCUUGCAUCACUUCUUGGUAUAGAGAAACUUCGACAAUGUUGUGCCACAUGGUUGCUUCUUGAGCAGUUUCUUUUACGGUGUUAUAAUUGGAAGUGGGAAUAUACGGGGGAAUCGUCUGGUCCAGAGAAUAUAAACAGUAGAAUUUAUAAUUCGAAGAGUUCAAGAUCCGAGUUUAGUCCUGCUCGAAAGCUGCUUAAUACAUCUGGGUGGUCAAUACCACAAUCACAAGGAUACAAAGGUCCCAAUACCUUGAAGCCUCACACAUGGUCACAUGAAUAUCAUCAUAACCCAGUUGAUCAUCCUGUGAGAUCCUCGAAUGUUGAAAAGCAUGAACCCUGGUAUUGGUUUCCUAGUCCAGCAUCUACAUGGAAUGGACCCUAUGUUCUUGGUCGUGGUGGGGGUUCAAAAGAUGAACUUCCAUGGAAGAUCAAAGCUUCUGUGAUACACUCUGUCCGUGCUCAUCAUGGAGCUGUAAGAUGUUUUGCUGUUCAGCAAGAUGAGUGUAAACUUUUUACUGCAGGAGUUGGUCAAGGAUUUAAAGGAACUAUUCAGAAAUGGGACUUAUCAAGAAUCAAUUGCUUAUCGGGCUAUCAGGGACAUGAGGAGGUUGUAAAUGAGAUAUGUCUUCUGGCAUCUUCUGAAAGAGUUGCCUCUUGUGAUGGAACUGUGCAUAUUUGGAAUAGCCAGACAGGAAAACUAAUCUCUGUAUUUACUGAAUUUUCUGAAGAUUCUGUGCAUCACAUAAGCCCCUUAACUUCUGGAUCAAGAGCAAAUUUGGACCAAGCCAAUAUGCUAAAUUUCAAUCCUCAUUUAAGUGGAAUAAUGACAACUGCAUUUGAUGGAAGUCUGUAUACUAGUUUGCAUUUUCUGCAAAACAUUAAUAGGCUUGUGAUGGGUACUGGGAAUGGCUCUCUCAGAUUCCUUGAUGUGGUCCAAGGUCAAAAACUUCAUCUGUGGAGGACUGAAUCUCCGGAAGCCAGUUUCCCUUCUUUGAUCUCUUCUAUAUGCUCGUGUGGCUCUGACAAAAUGCAAGGUGAUGGAAUUGCAGCUUCGCCAUCAUGGGUUGCAGCUGGACUGAGUUCUGGUAAAUGCAGGUUGCUUGAUGUGAGAAGUGGGCAUAUUAUUGCCUCAUGGCAGGCUCAUGAUGGAUAUAUCACUAAGUUAGCUGCACCAGAGGACCAUAUGCUAGUGUCCAGCUCACUUGACAGAACACUAAGAAUCUGGGAUUUAAGAAGGAAUUGGACAUCGGAAUCUACUGUUUUUAAAGGCCAUAGUGAUAGUGUAUCAGGCUUUUCGGUGUGGGGACAAGAUGUGAUAUCAAUAUCCAGAAACAAGAUUGGGCUUUCUUCUUUGUCUAGACCUGCUUAUGAAGAAGGGCAGCAUUAUGUCACUCCUCAGUAUCUUUACAUGGCAGAUCGCGAAUUGAGGAACCUCUCAGCCUUUUCAAGUAUAACUAUUCUACCAUAUUCCAGACUGUUUCUUCUUGGUACUGAAGAUGGUUAUCUGAAGAUUUGUUGUUAAACAGUUGUAUUGUCAUGUGUGAUAGAUCCAGGUAGGAACCUGCCUGGGCGAUUGUUGUUGGAUAACAUUUUUAAUUCUUAUAUAUAUAUAAUUUGUUACACAAAUUGAACAGUUGGAUUGAUUAGUUCAGUUGUGAAAUUCCCUGUAAUUAGUAUUUUGUCAAAUAUACAAUUUUCAGAAUUCAGAUCA